AUGCGUCUGAAUGAGAAAACGAAAUUAAUUGGUCGGCGGAUAGUCCUAGUCCCUUAUGAAGCACUCCAUGUACCCAAAUACCACAAGUGGAUGAGCGACGAGGAACUGAGGCACCUGACUGCCUCAGAACCACUGACUUUGGAGGAAGAGUAUCAGAUGCAGAAAAGUUGGCGCGAGGACAGUGACAAGCUAACUUUCAUCGUCCUGGACGCGGAAGCCUACUCCCGCGACCAGGAUGAAAUCGCAGCCAUGGUGGGGGACACCAAUCUCUUCCUACAUCUCGAUCCAGACACCGACCAACAAGUGGCCGAGGCCGAGAUCAUGAUUGCCGAGCCAUCGGCCAGGGGCAAGGGCUUCGGACGCGAGGCCAUGCUCCUGAUGCUCAAAUACGCGCAAUCCCAAUCCCAGCUAAAGCUGGACAAGUUCGAGGUGAAGAUCGACAUGCAAAACACCACCUCCCUGCAUUUAUUUAAGAGCUUUCGUUUCGCGGAGACACGUCGGGUGGAGGUGUUUCAAGAGGUCACCCUGGAGCGGCCGAUCACGCCGGAGUGGACUAGCUGGCUUGACGAACAAGUGCAGCUACGAACCGAGACCUAUUAGAGUGUCCUUGUAGAUAUACUUUUCAAUCAAUGUACAAAUAUAGAGAAAAUGUUUAAAAAGUA
This is a messenger RNA of Drosophila ananassae, 662 nucleotides long. Its product is annotated as N-acetyltransferase 9-like protein. NCBI's taxonomy places the organism in Eukaryota, Metazoa, Arthropoda, Insecta, Diptera, Drosophilidae. The transcript has a single exon. Gene Ontology annotation, molecular function: N-acetyltransferase activity. The record is from RefSeq and is a predicted model, not a curated record. Gene Ontology annotation, biological process: protein acetylation. The coding region runs from base 1 to 600 and encodes 199 amino acids.